CCCACCCCCACCCCCACCAACAAACAUUUCUCUCUCUAAUCUGCUCUAUCUCUAUCUACUUGAAGAUCUUCACCCAAUUUUGCAGAUUUGUGAGCUCCAAGAUUCAACUUUUAUCUUGAAUUAGAAAAGCAAUGAGGGAAGAAGACUCAAACUGGUUCUCAAAAUGGGAGGAGGAGCUCCCCUCCCCAGAGGAUCUGAUGCCCCUCUCCCAAUCCCUAAUCACCCCCGAUCUCGCCCUCGCCUUCAACAUCCCCACCCGCCGCCACCACAACGCCCCCUCCCCUCCCCCCCCUCGCAACUCCUCCGCCGAAUUCGACUCCCCGGAGGUCAGCGCCGCCGCCCCCGCCGCCUCCGACGAGCCCGCCCGAACCCUCAAGCGCCCCCGCCUCGUCUGGACCCCGCAGCUCCACAAGCGCUUCGUCGACGCCGUCGCCCACCUCGGCAUCAAGAACGCCGUCCCCAAGACCAUUAUGCAGCUCAUGAGCGUCGACGGCCUCACCCGCGAGAAUGUCGCCAGCCACCUCCAGAAGUACCGCCUCUACCUCAAGCGGAUGCAGACCAUCUCCGCUGGCGGCUCCGCCUCCGCCGCCGGCGCCGGUGACCCCGCCACCGACCACCUCUUCGCCAGCUCCCCCGUCCCCCCUCACUUCCUCCACCCCGUCGCCCGCGCCGCCGCCGCCUCCGACCACUACCUCCCCUUCCACCAGAUGGCCGUCGUCGCUCCGCCGCCGCCCCACCUCCACACCCACCACCAGCAGCAGUUUAGGCAUUUCGGAAACUCUCCUCCGAAUGGCCAAUUCGAUCAUCCGUACAUGAGGCAGGUGCAGAGGGUGGGGGCGCCGCUGCACGGCGCGGCGGUGGUGCCGCCCUAUGUUGAGGAUUUGGAGUCGUCUACUCCCGCGAGCGGCCGGAAAGUCCUCACCUUGUUCCCCACUGGAGAUGAUUGAGGAAAUUGGGAUUCUUCUUCUCUUCUCUUCUCUUUUCCCUUUUGUGAAAAUCAUGUGAUGAUUGAAUGCUUAAAUUACACUCUUUGAUUUUUUUUUCCUUGCCAAUUAAUUUGGUGUUCAUUUUUAGGCCUUUCAUGCUUUGUUUAAAAUGAUUUCCCACUUGAUUUAGCUGUUAGUUACUUAUUGCAUAAUGUAGGUUCCAUUUUGUCAAUAAUUCAGUUUUAUGAACUACUACUAAAGUUGAAUCCCUAAAUCAUAAAAAAGGGGCUUUUUUGCUUA
Molecule: messenger RNA, 1226 nt
Organism: Salvia splendens (bonfire salvia)
Lineage: Eukaryota; Viridiplantae; Streptophyta; Magnoliopsida; Lamiales; Lamiaceae
Product: transcription factor MYBC1-like
Exons: 1
Coding region: 132-947 (271 amino acids)
Biological process (GO): regulation of DNA-templated transcription
Cellular component (GO): nucleus
Molecular function (GO): DNA binding; DNA-binding transcription factor activity
Source: RefSeq, a predicted model, not a curated record